ACGGCGACGCACGCGACACUCGAUCGGAACUGAGGGUGCUGUCGGAAGCCCGCACUGCCAUUAGUACAACUCGAAUUGUCAAUUAGACGGUCAUUUUGAUCUUACGUCGUCCAUUAAUGUGUUUGUUGAAGCAGCUGUGAUGGGGAGCAACAAAAUCGCGUCAUGUAUAUGUAACAUGUAAUUUGUGAUUUCGGUCGGCGCAUACACAACAGUCAAUUGUAGCGAAAGAACGCCAAAUCUGCUUGUGGUUCAGUGGCGCAAGAGGUACAGUGUAAAAUGGCCGUGUCGUGGUACGCUCUGGCGGUGCUCGCCACUACCGCUCUCGGGGCAUCUAUUGCGCCGACGAAAGACCAAUUUUUGGAAGGCUCUAUGUGCGGAAGGGUGUGGAUCACAAUCCACUCUCCAGCAAUCCAAAGAACGCUGGCGCCAAAUCUUCUAGACGCGAUAGAGCUCAAUUGGGAUUUCAAUGGCUGUUCCACUAUUCCUAAACAGAUAGGCCUCUUCAGCAAUAGGCCGCUUUCGUGGAAUAAUGCAUUAGAGACAUAUCCACUGAAUUCAGUAGAGGGCUACAUAAUCACUAACACCUCUCUAGGCGAAGGUGCUUUGCCUGGAGGCUGGUUGACAGGUCCCGGGCGAAAAGGCCCGCAUUGUCUCUGGCCAUGGGUUGCGGCAGGCGACCUCCAAAUACUAGCGUAUAAUUGUCUGAAGAUACAACCAACGUGGAUGGAAGAUAAUGGAGACAAAAUAAACAGACUACGCAUCGGAGAGCUGGCUAUUGCGGGUACUCACAAUGCAGGCGCUUGGAAAUUCAACACUGAAGUUAGCACAGCCUCACGGGAUAGCUUCGUGUUGUGUCAGGACCGUUCUAUCUGGGCCCAGCUUGUUCAUGGCAUCAGAUACUUCGACUUCAGGGUUGCUUACUACGAAUUUUAUCAAAACGAGGAUGACCGAUAUUGGCUGAAUCACAAUCUAAUACGAGUCCGUCCACUGGUGCCGCUACUAAAAGAAAUUAGAACAUUCCUAGACAAUACAAGAGAGGUUGUAUUCCUCGACGCCCAUCAUUUCCCUAUAGGCUUCUAUGACACCGAUGGACGCCCCAUCCGACAAGUCCACGAGGGUCUAAUAGAAUUGGUUCAAAGAGAACUAGGCCCCCACAUGGCAAACGCCGUAAACUUCGCUACGGAACCAGGCAGCCGGGGACCAACUCUCAAAACAUUACUAGAUGCAGACAAAAGACUGCUUUUCAGUUACGUGGAUAACACUAUAGUAAGAGAAAACAACUUUCUUUGGCCGAAUCUACCUCACUUAUGGGCGAAUACAAACUGCCCUACCGAGCUAUUCCAGUACUUAGACCAAGCGAUCACCGUGUCGCCCCAACCUACAGCGCUCUCACCGCUCUAUUCAGCGAUGGCACAAACUACCCCUACAGUACUAGAUAUCCUUUUCCUUCGAGGGUCCCUCAGAGCGAACGCAGACGAUGUCAACCGUAAUGUUACAUCUCGACUUGUGACAAGAUGGCGACAAUACGCUAACAUUGUGUCCUCAGAUUUCUUCCUUGGAAAUGAUGUUAUUGAUGUGUCGAUAGCUCUCAAUAUCGAGCGUGGAUCAAGCCGUUUAUGACGUCAUAGCAUAAAAUCCAGAAGUGGCGGACUCUACGUAAAAUCGCAUCGCGGCCGCAUAACCAUUGCGACAGGACGAUCACCAUGGUUGCCUCGUCGCAGAAAUCGGUAUAAAGUGCCACACUAAACUAUUUAUCUAAAUACCUAUCAAUAGUUGUUCCUCAGAGAAAAUAUUAGAGCCGCUAUGUUCCACUGCCAAAUACGAAACCACGUGAAAUGUUACUAGUGAGAUAAUUUUAAGUAUUUUAUUUAUGUAAGAUUACCAUGUACUAGUCCAUCACUAACAAACAAUUUUGUAUAUAAUUACUUACAAAAUAGAGCAUUUUAAUUUUU
Messenger RNA from Galleria mellonella (greater wax moth), 1952 nucleotides. Its product is annotated as PI-PLC X domain-containing protein 3. Gene Ontology annotation, biological process: lipid metabolic process. The transcript is spliced from 7 exons. The coding region runs from base 277 to 1620 and encodes 447 amino acids. Gene Ontology annotation, molecular function: phosphoric diester hydrolase activity. The record is from RefSeq and is a predicted model, not a curated record. NCBI's taxonomy places the organism in Eukaryota, Metazoa, Arthropoda, Insecta, Lepidoptera, Pyralidae.